Jaculus jaculus (lesser Egyptian jerboa) is the source of this 1347-nucleotide messenger RNA. Its product is annotated as keratin, type II cytoskeletal 74. Gene Ontology annotation, cellular component: keratin filament. Gene Ontology annotation, biological process: intermediate filament organization; keratinization. The transcript is spliced from 7 exons. Gene Ontology annotation, molecular function: structural constituent of skin epidermis. The record is from RefSeq and is a predicted model, not a curated record. The coding region runs from base 1 to 1347 and encodes 448 amino acids. Lineage: Eukaryota; Metazoa; Chordata; Mammalia; Rodentia; Dipodidae.
AUGAGUUGGCAACUGGGCAUCAGGUCCGGCAGCGACAAGGGCAACUUCAGCAUGCUUUCUGCAGUGGUGCCAAGGAAGGCUGUGGGCAGCGUGGUCUCUUCCCGUGCUGGCCAAGGAGCUGGGCCUGGCCUUGGCAGCCGGAGCCUCCACAGUCUUGGGGGGAACCGGCGGAUUUCUUUCACUGUGGCACGCAGUGGUGCUCGGGGGGCUGAGGGGUACAGCUCUGGGUAUGGAGGGGGCAGGGCCAGUAGCUUUCCUGGCAGCAUGUUUGGCAGUGUGGCCUUGGGACCCACCUGUUCAUCCGUGUGUUUGCCUGGGGGCAUUCACCACGUCACCGUCAACAAGAGCCUGCUGGCCCCACUCAAUGUGGAGCUGGACCCCGAGAUCCAGAAGGUGCGCGCCCAGGAGCGGGAGCAGAUCAAGGCCCUGAAUGACAAGUUCGCCUCCUUCAUCGACAAGGUGCGCUUCCUGGAGCAGCAGAACCAGGUGCUGGAGACCAAGUGGGAGCUGCUGCAGCAGCUGGACCUGAACAACUGCAGGAAGAACCUGGAGCCCAUUUAUGAGAGCCACAUCAGCAGCCUGCGGAAGCAGCUGGAGGCGCUGUCCGGGGACCGGGUGAGGCUGGACUCGGAGCUGAGGACCAUGCGGGAUGUGGUUGAAGACUACAAGAAGCGGUACGAGGUGGAGAUUACCCGGCGUACAGCAGCUGAGAAUGAGUUUGUGCUGCUCAAGAAGGAUGCAGAUGCAGCCUACACAGUCAAGGUAGAGCUUGCGGCCAAAGUGGACUCUCUGGACAAAGACAUCAAGUUCCUCAAGUGUCUGUACGAUGCGGAGAUUGCUCAGCUCCAGACUCAUGCCAGUGAGACCUCAGUCAUCCUGUCCAUGGACAACAACCGGGACCUGGACCUGGACAGCAUCAUUGCUGAGGUCCGCGCCCACUAUGAGGAGAUCGCCCUGAAGAGCAAGGCUGAGGCCGAGGCCCUGUACCAGACCAAGAUCCAGGAGCUGCAGCUAGCAGCCGGCCGCCAUGGGGAUGAUCUGCAACACACCAAGAGCGAGAUGUCAGAGCUGAACCGCCUCAUCCAGAGGAUCCACUGUGAUAUUACUAAUGUGAAGAAGCAGUGCUCUAACCUGGAAACUGCCAUCGCCGACGCUGAACAGCGAGGGGACAGUGCCCUCAAGGAUGCUCAGGCCAAGCUGGACGAGCUGGAGGGUGCCCUGCACCAGGCCAAGGAGGAGCUGGCCCGGAUGAUGCGUGAAUACCAGGAGCUCAUGGGCCUGAAGCUGUCUCUGGACAUCGAGAUCGCCACCUACCGCAAGCUGCUGGAGGGCGAGGAGUGCCGGUGA